Molecule: messenger RNA, 4978 nt
Organism: Mytilus californianus (California mussel)
Lineage: Eukaryota; Metazoa; Mollusca; Bivalvia; Mytilida; Mytilidae
Exons: 28
Coding region: 45-3743 (1232 amino acids)
Biological process (GO): adenylate cyclase-activating G protein-coupled receptor signaling pathway; negative regulation of angiogenesis; cell surface receptor signaling pathway
Cellular component (GO): membrane
Molecular function (GO): G protein-coupled receptor activity
Source: RefSeq, a predicted model, not a curated record
UCAUUGUUGAACUGGCGUAGAAAGGAUCAACUAAAGCCUAAAGUAUGAUUUUUUUGCACACUCUUUUCUUUUGGAUACUGAUGAGUUCGAUGAAGCCUGUGACUGCUUUUUAUCCAGAAACUAUACCAUGCGGUAAAAACAUCACCAAUGCUGGUGGCGAACUAACCAUCCCUAAUUCAUUGGGUUCUUGUACGUGGCGGCUCAUCAGACCUAAUGGACAGAAAAUAUUCUUGAGCGUAAUAGACGAUCAUUUCUGUUGUUAUGAUAUUGUGGUAUACAAUGGUAAAAUAGAUACUGAAUUUAUAAUUUUCAACGGAUCAAUAAACGCUGGAAAUAACAAUAUACCAUCUAUAAUACACAUCAAUGUAAGCAAAGCUAUAAUUACCUUCAGAAUGCAUAAUUUAUUGUUACAAGAGACGAGGGGAAUAUUGUUGCGGUAUUAUAGCGCAGCGACACCCGACAACAAGGGAAACAGAUUCGUCUUUCCUGUGGGAUCAAUUGUUAUUGUAUCAACAUACAAGUCUCAGAAUGUCACCGUCAAUAAUUAUUGUGAAUCAUAUGCAUCUGACUUCAACGUUUCCAUCGAUAACACGGUUGUUAAAUUUGACAUUGUUCCACACCCGCCGUUGAAAAGGUCUAUACAGCAGUACUAUGGAGGAGCAAGUCUACAGGCAGACAACGAUAUUGUCGUUUUUUAUAGAACAAUCCGAUCGUUUAUUCCAACUGUAGUCAUGCCGUUAGAUGUCACAGGAACACAAUAUGUUAUAGUUUUUGCAAAUACAAGUCAUCACAUUACAAUAAUGGGAAUAGGAAAAGCUACAACCGUGAACCUAACAUUUCCAGAAUGCCCGGGAAACUGUUCUUUACCUGAUUGCGCCACAAAAGAUGUAAGUUUUAAAUUGCCGAACAACUUGGAAUGUAAACACAUAAGUUAUUCAUGCCACGUGGACUUAACAGGAUCCAUGAUUACCAGUGACUUUCCAGUAUCAGUAAUGGUGCACACUGCUUAUCAAACUUUGCAGUUGCCACCUAUAAACACUUGGGGACGUAAAUUUAUCGUCGCAUCGUUGCCUAAUACGUUUUUACGUAACUUUAGUUUAAAAAUGGUUUCAAAGGAAGAUGAUACUAAUAUGACCAUACAGUGUUAUAGAUCAAACGCAACAAUAGAAAAAUAUGACAUAUAUUUCAACGAAAGCGGAGAACAUGUAGUACAAUGUAUUAGUACAGCAAGUAAUUGUUUAAUGCAAUCAAAUAAACCAGUUUUACCUGUACAUAUUACGACAGAUAGUGAAGAAGCUAUGUUCUUCAUUCCACCUGUAGAACAAUAUUCCUCUGACUAUUUGCUACCUGCAGAACUAUGUAGAGGCGAUAGCCUUAACAGAUCUCUUAUCAUAAUUAGUGCGACCAACCAUACUAAUGGUAUAAGAAUGGAUGGCUUGCCUAUUGCUGUUAAUAUUUUCCAAAGACAGCAGAUAGGCCAAACAGGGUACACCAGGCUGUUUGUUAAUCUUGGUGCGCCAAAAUUACAUCUUUUAGACCACACUGAGCCAAAUAUUGUAUUCGGAGUGUUCCUUAUCUGUUCAACACAAACUGCAAACUACGUUAUUCCGCUUGGAAUGAGAAUGGCGCCAAUAGCUGAGAAAUGUGAAUCAACUUUAAGUAUUCCUGGCGACGGUUUAGACAACGAUUGUGAUGACCUUAUUGACGAGGAUAUCUGUGAUAUAAACUCUACAGAUAAUUUUUACAAUGAAACUGAUUGUGCCGCCACAUCUCGAGAAAUGAUUCCUUGUCUCAAAUAUACAGACACCAAUGGAGUUGUAUGGAAGACUACAUUGCCUAAUAAUUAUGACUAUCAAACUUGUGGAAAGGGAAUAACAGGGAAUACAUCGAAUUUUUGUGAACUGAAAGAACGACGAUACGGUGUUUGGAAGGGACCAGAUACUUCAUUAUGUGUCAGUGAAUCACUCAGUGUCAUUGCCGUCAAGUUACAUCUAACCUUGAAUGGCACAAGCAAUGUCACGUUAGCAGACAUUCUAAAUGAAACACUGAGAGUUACUAAUAAGCUGAUAUCAAAAGACAACUUCAAUGCAGGAAAUUUAAAGUCCGUUAUAGAUAGUCUAGAUCUAGCAGUGACCAUAAUUGAAGAAAGAUCAUCGCUAGGAACAACAAAACGUGAAAGAGAAAACUUCAUAUCAGUUUUGAAUAGAUUGCUAUCAAGCGUCAACGAGGAAAGCUGGAGAACAUUAAAUCAGAAAAUAAAAACAACUAAUCAUGUUUCGACCAUAAUGAAUGUUGUUUCACGAUUCGGAUUCCAAGUGCACGUAAAUCAACUGGAAGAUGUUAUACUUGUUCGAGAAAAUAUAGUCUUUGAAGCUAAACAAGCUUUUAUUGAUGACGUGAUUUUCCCGAAUGUGACUGUUCUAUCAAGCACCUAUCAACAGACGACGAAUUCUGUAAACGCUAUGUUAUUUCUUAGUAAGGAUACUAUAAAGAAUAACUUAAAUGGAAGUAUUGAUUACACAGCUGUCUAUUAUAGAACAUUGAUGAAACUUUUACCGUCCACUUUUGACUUGAAUGUAGGAUCAGAUGUUGUUUCAUUUUCGUUACCAGCAUUUGCAGCUGCAAAUAAUGUAUUUCCUCCUGUUCAAAUUGGUUAUGAACAUGUAUACAGUAACAAAACGAAUUCCACUUGUGUAUUCUGGGAUUUUGAUAAAGACAUUGAUGGCAGUUGGUCGACAGACGGGUGUUAUGCAGAGUACAGAAAUACAAGUUACACCUCUUGUCGGUGUAACCAUUUUACUAAUUUCGCUGUGCUAAUGAGUGUUCAUACAUUUUCCAAAGAAGAUACUACUGCAUUAACGAUUAUAACAUGGCCCGGAUUGGUGACGUCAAUUUUAUGUUUACUAAUUACUAUUUUUCUGCACAUUUAUUUUUGGAGGAACGUGAAUUCAGACAAAUCCAAGAUUCUAAUCUGCCUUUGUUCAGUGUUAGUGCUUGCUUAUAUCAUCUUGUUAGCUGGCUUAAAUCUUACAGAGAACUCAUCUAGUUGUUCAGCGAUAGCUAUUGUCCUGCACUACUUAUUUUUGUGUGCGUUGUGUCUGAUGGUAGCUGAAGGAAUAGACAUAGCUAUGUCAAUCUUAAUAGUAUUUUCACAAGGAAGAUCAAACGCAGGACUAUUGUUAUCAUUUGGACUAGUGUUCCCUCUUGUCAUCGUCGUAAUCUCUAUGGCAGCAACUAAGUUUAAAGGAUAUGGGACCGAAAAGUAUUGUUGGUUGUCAGUCUCAAAUGGAUUGAUAUACGCCUUUCUAGUACCUUGCAUUGUUGCGGUCUUGACGAAUUGUAUAAUAAGUGUAUUAGUACUGAGGAAGAUGUUCUCAACACAAGCAAUGAUGAAAAAGGAAACUAAAGAAAAAGUCAGGGCUGGUGUUCGUAGCAUAGCUGUUCUAGCUCCAACACUAGGGCUUACGUGGCUAUUUGGCGUAUUAGCUUCUCAUAAAGACCUCAUUGUUUUUGCUUAUUUAUUCACAAUUUUGAACUCUUUUCAGGGUUUAUUAAUCUUUAUUUUUCACUGUCUAAUGAAUGCAAAAAUACAGCAAGCAGUAAAACGUAAAUACGACAGAUUCGUUCAAGAUCAUCCCUGGGCUAAACUGAAAAGGAAAGAGAAGAUGGACGUAUCAACCGUGGAUACGAGUGUUUCCAAGACUACAAAAACUGCAACGGACACAGAGAGUACUGCAGUUUGAACCUGAGAAAACAGGUGUUCGGAGACUAUGCAACUAGCACAGUGUCACAGUCACAUGUUUGACUUUUGUAUUGUAAAUUGUAAAUUUGAAAACAACAUGUAACCCGUUGCAUAAGAUUUAUAAUGUAUAUAUGUAAUACUAUGUUGAAUCAUAACUUCAUAUAAUCUUGAUUUUGCAAUACAGAUAUAUUAUUAUGUUCAACGUUUAUUUCAUGGCCUCUAGGCAAUCAUGUGCAUGACUCGAAUCAAAUUCUUCAAAACUUAAUAAAACAAUAAAAUGAAGUGUCAAAAGCAUGUGCAUUUCUCACAACUAUUUAAAUUACUAAUUUCAACAGAAUCACCUUCCAUCUUAAAAAGCGCUGAACCAAAUUUCAAUAACUUUAUAAAGCUAGAAGAGAUAGUAAACUAUCCUGUUAUGGCUUCAGUGUAUUAUUGGAAAAAAGUCUAGCUAAAUAUUACGUAUGAGAUAGUAAACUAUCCUGUAAUGGCUUCAGUGUAUUAUUGGAAAAUAGUAUAGCUAAAUAUUACGUAUGAGAUAGUAAACUAUCCUGUAAUGGCUUCAGUGUAUUAUUGGAAAAAAGUCUAGCUAAAUAUUACGUAUGAGAUAGUAAACUAUCCUGUUAUGGCUUCAGUGUAUUAUUGGAAAAUAGUAUAGCUAAAUAUUACGUAUGAGAUAGUAAACUAUCCUGUAAUGGCUUCAGUGUAUUAUUGGAAAAUAGUCUAGCUAAAUAUUACGUAUGAGGAAUAAAACCAAACACAAAAGAGGAACAAAAAUAUCGAAGCUUUAUUUUAAAAUAUGUCAUUUCUUUACAUGUCGUGUGAAAAUAAUUGAAUAUUUCUAGUUUUCCUCAAAUUAAGGCAACACUAGACCAGAAGCUACAUGUCAAUAUUGAUUUCCCUGAGAACAAGUAAUUAACAUAUUAAUGACAGAUGCAAGCCUUUAUUAUAGUAUUAACAAUUAAUCAAUGUAACGAAAAUCUGUAAAGUUGAUCAAAUAACGGGAAUUCGAGUAUGUAAAGCUUACAAAUACCCCUAAUGUAUUGCAAGACGAUCAAUUAAAAGAAGGUAAAGCUUCAUUAGGCUUGUAAAAAUAAAAAGGACUUUUCGCACUCAAUGGUCUCUUCAGGUGAUCAAACAGGUUCGUGUUACUUCUUUUUACUGAAAUAAACAAAAUGUUAGAAAGAAAUCAAUCAAGUAUAAAAACUUAUACAAAAUAAAGUGUAUGCCUUUUGUUUA